Messenger RNA from Rhea pennata, 2861 nucleotides. Its product is annotated as P2Y purinoceptor 1-like. The transcript is spliced from 2 exons. Bases 533 to 1594 code for a protein of 353 amino acids. Gene Ontology annotation, molecular function: neuropeptide receptor activity. The record is from RefSeq and is a predicted model, not a curated record. Gene Ontology annotation, cellular component: membrane. NCBI's taxonomy places the organism in Eukaryota, Metazoa, Chordata, Aves, Rheiformes, Rheidae. Gene Ontology annotation, biological process: G protein-coupled receptor signaling pathway.
CCCGGACACCGGGGCACCGCACUGCGGAUCCGGGCACCGGGGCACUGCGCACCUGGACACCGGGGCACCUCUCCGCAGCACCAGGGCACCGUGCGCCCGGACACCGGGGCACUGCACUGCGGAUCCGGGCACCAGGGCACCGCUCCGUGGCACUGGGACACCGCGCGCCUGGGCACCGCACUGCAGAUCCAGGCACCGGGGCACCGUGCGCCUGGGCACCGGGGCACCUCUCCGCGGCACUGGCGCACUGCGCACCCAGACACCAGGGCACCGGGGCACUGCUCCGCUGCACUGCUCCGCGGCACCGCGCACCUGGGCACCGCGGUGGGUACUGCGUCGGGCACUGGGGCACCGCCCUGCAGCUCCAGGCACCGGGGCGCCUUGCCCCGUGGUACCGCACUCCUGGGCACUGCUUCACAGAUCCAGGCACUGAGGCACUGCCCAGCCCGAGCAGGAGCAGCCGGAGCACGGAGCCAGGAGGAACUGCCCCUGCCCACCUCAUCCCCGGGCUGAGCCCUGCUGCCCCAGCCCCAUGGCCACGGAGGCUGCCACAGCCUGGGCUUCGCAGCCCGGCAAUGGCAGCAGGGCAGCGUGCUCGGUGAACAUGGCCUUCGCCCACCACUACUUGCCCACCGUCUAUCUGGUGGUGAUCCCCCUGGGGCUGGUGGGGAACGGGCUGGGCCUGUGGCAGCUGUGCGCCAGGCCGCGGCGGAGCGCCCACAGUGCCCUGAGCCUGCUGGUGGGCAACCUGGGCCUGGCUGACCUGCUGUACGUCAGCACGCUGCCCUUCCUGGUGAGCUACUACCUGCAGGGCAGAGUGUGGCUCUUCGGCAGGGUCUGGUGCCGGCUCACCCGGGGCCUCUUCCACCUCAACCUCUAUGCCAGCAUUGGCUUCCUCACGUGCAUCAGUGUCCACCGGUACCUGGGCAUCGUGCACCCAAUGAAGAUGCGGGGCAGGUGCCAGGCUCUGACCUCUUCCCUGUGGCUCAGUGUGAUGGUCUGGGUGUGGGUCAUCAUGCAGGUAGCUCCUGAUUUUGCCUUCAGCAAGAUGGACUACACAGGAACGCGGUGCCAUGACACGACAGAGCACAAGAACCUGGGUAUUUACUUGCCGUACACCGCAGCCAUCACCGUGACGGGCUUCGUCAUCCCCUUUCUCAUCAUCAUCGGGUGCUAUGGCCACGUGGUUGUGGUGCUCUGCAGGAACGACACCGUGGACCCCAGCCUGCGGAGAAGAAGCAUCAGACUGGUGAUAGUGGUGAUGGUCCUCUUCUCGCUCUGCUUCCUCCCCUAUCACAUAUUCAGAAACCUCAACUUGUUGUCUCGAACCUGGCAACUGCAAGGGGCCUGCACACAGACUUUAAAGAACAUUUACGUUUCCUACCAGGUGACCCGUGGUCUGGCCAGCUUGAACAGUGCCUUGAACCCCCUGCUCUACCUAAUGACCAGCGAAGACUGCGUGUCACAUGUGCGGGCUCUCGGGCAAAGGGCCAGCCACUCUCUGCGCUCUCUCUUCAGGAGCGAAGCCAGUCACCAGACGGAUGAGAAGAAAAUCAAUAUUCUCUGUGAGCAGCAGGUUUCUGACAAGCUCUGAGUUACCCAGCUCAAGAGGCGGAUUUGAGACAGGACGCUGUCCUUCACCUAAGGAGAGGCAAAGGGAAUUACCUACCUACCUUGCAGCAGCACUGUAAGGGCAAGUUUGGGGGGGAAGUGCUUUGGAACGGUUCAUAAAAACGUCAGAUAUUAAAUAUAUGACUAAGCUGUGCCAGUUCCUGUGUAAGUUGUUCCUGGGUGACUGAGCUGCUUCAGGAGCUGUGUUAUCCCCUAUUGCUCACCUCCUUUGCAGAAGGAAAAAAAUAUUUUAGCAUUACUCACCCUCUUCCGGAAGAGCAUAUAGCAGACAACAACAAACUUGACAUUUUAAAGUUUCUGGAGGCUGGUGUGCUGCAGAAACCUGAACCACUGGUUUCAACAGGCAAAUCUCAGGAGAUUUUCCAGAUCUUCAGGCUUGCAGCUGUGAGCGUGCAGUGAUAGGUCCGUGGCAGGGCCUUUGGGCGUAGUUUUGCUUGUGGCUUUGCCUGCACAAACCUAGACUCGUAACAGCUUUGCGUCUGCCUAUCAGGCCUGCAUCUAGCAAGUCUGACUGCAUGCUAAACUUGGUGGAACUCUCUCCUGAUAAUUUCACUAAAACGACCAAGUGUUCAGAGUUAGAAAUUCGGUAUGUCUGACUGCGUCCAUUUAGCAGUGAGGGAAGCCCAGUUUACAAAGCAGCCAUGAGUUUCAGCCUCAUCCUGGGGAGUAUUCGGAAAUGGUCAUCAUACUCUUCUGCACUUCUAAAAUCACUGUUCGAGGGGUAGACGAAGACAUACGCUGAUCCAAAGAGAGUCAGAUGUCCUAAUUUGCCAUCAUAGAUGGCAACACACACCUUAAACAGUAUUUGUUUUACGGUCAUCCUCGCAGCCUUGCCCGAAGGGAGGCAACAUGGGUUUGAAGACUUGUGAAGGAAAGCUCAGACAGCAAGCGUAGGGCUUGUGCAGCCUCCAGGGCGGGCUGGCACCAAGGCCACGGGGUUCUCCGCUUCCCGGGGAAGCGAAGGCUGCCGAGCGAUCGUUGACUACUUCUUCUUGCUGUUCUCACCACUAACAGUUCAGAUAUUUCAGUUCUUGUGAAAACAGCGAUUUUUAGUAAUUGUUAAAACCAGGCAAUACUGGGAAAGCGCCAGCGCGUGAGCCCGGCACUCUUUGGCACGAAGCCCGAUGUUUCUCACUGUCAGCCGCUGCUCGCACCGACCCACCUUCGCCGUGCCACAGAGGGAGCCGCGGCUGGCUUUCAGACAGCGUUAGUAUGUCUAAAGUGCAAAU